GAGUGUAGCGGUCUCAACGGAAGCGCCAACGUGAGCAUGAGUUGAGGUAAACAUGGUCGACGAAGCCACGAAACGUACUCUUGCAAAGAUUCCUUUGCUAAAAACGAAGGCAGGACCCCGGGACGGCGAACAAUGGGUCUUACGACUGAAAGAAGAAUAUAUGUCAUUGAUUAAGUACGUUCAGAACAACAAGGAAUCUGACAACGACUGGUUCCGUCUAGAAUCCAACAAAGAGGGAACCCGUUGGUUUGGUCGAUGCUGGUACAUCCAUGAACUACUCAAAUAUGAGUUUGAUGUUGAAUUUGAUAUACCUGUUACAUACCCCACCACCGCCCCAGAAAUAGCAUUGCCAGAACUGGAUGGUAAAACUGCCAAAAUGUACAGAGGAGGGAAGAUUUGCCUGACUGACCACUUUAAGCCUCUAUGGGCCAGAAAUGUUUCCAAAUUUGGCAUUGCGCAUGCCAUGGCAUUAGGACUCGGGCCAUGGCUAGCAGUAGAGAUCCCCGACCUGAUCAGUAAAGGAGUUGUAACACACAAAGAAAAACAAGGAGAAGGGGCAGAAAACUGACACUAAUCUAGACUUCUAAUCAAUAAUGACAGGAUCAAACCGAUGGUUGUCAGUGAUUUGAUGUCUGGUUAUCAGCUAUACUCAUUCGUUAAAUUGAAAGAUCAACAAUUAUAAAAUACUGACUUGUCAUAAUCAUGUUAGGAUUAUUUCAAAAAUAUAAUUUUCCUUUUUUUUUUCCAUACACAUUUAAGAUUAACACUACUGGAACUUAGCGAAAUUCCUGUUUGAAAAGCUGUUCAAGAAUUAUUCUGUAAGAAUAUUACAAAAAAAAUUCAAUUCCAAUUGGUUUUUUUUAACUUUGUCGCUUCUGCAUUUUUUAAAAUGAGAAUACUAUUUGAUAUUGGUGAACCAUCUAGUCACUGAGAUAGCUGUAAGAGAUCAUUUUUAAGCACAUGCAGUGUACGGUCUGUUUGACAUCUGCAUAGUGAGACCCACUUCUGGUUUCUGUUCAACAAAAUCUUUGUUUUAGUACAGUCUCUCUGUUCAAAUUUAUCUGUCUGUGUUUAUCUGUCUAGAUUUACCUGUUAAUAUUUAUCUGUCUAGAUUUAUCUGUCCAGGUUCACCUGUUUAGAUUUAUCUACCUGGGUUUACCUGUUUAGAUUGAUCUGUCUAGAUUUAUCUGUUUAGAUUUAUCUGUCUAGAUUUAUCUGUCCAGGUUCACCUGUUUAGAUUUAUCUAUGUGGGUUUACCUGUUAAGAUUUAUCUGUUUAGAUUGAUCUGUCUAGGUUUACCUGUUUAGAUUGAUCUGUCUAGGUUUACCUGUUUAGAUUUACCUGUCUAGAUCUACCUGUUUAGAUUAAUUUGUCUAGGUUUAUCUAUCUGGGUUUACCUGUUAAGAUUUAUCUGUUUAGAUUUUUUUGUCUAGGUUUACCUGUUAAGAUUUAUCUGUCUAGGUUUACCUGUUUCGAUUAAUCUGUCUAGGUUUAUCUAUCUGGGUUUACCUGUUUAGAUUUUUUUGUCUAGGUUUACCUGUUUAGAUUGAUCCGUCCAGGUUCACCUGUUUAGAUUUAUCUGUCUAGAUUUAUCUGUCCAUGUUUACCUGUUUAGAUUUAUCUGUCUAGAUUUAUCUGUCCAGGUUUACCUUUUUAGAUUUAUCUGUCCAGGUUUACCUGUUUAGAUUUAUCUGUCUAGGUUUUUUUCAUUUUUCUUAUAGUGUCUGGUUCAACACCAGACUAUUACUGUGAAGUGAGUUGUGUGAAUGUUUUCUGAUUCUGUGAGUGUUUGGUUCAAUGACAGCAGUUUUUAUGACUGUUUUGUGAAUGAGAGGGCUUGUGUGUGUGUGUGUGUGCGCGCGCGCGCGUGCGGUCAGUAUAGAAGAAUGGAAUUUGAAAUGUUGUGAUGCAUAUAUGGCGGGGUGGUCGGGGUUUUGCAUUAAUUGCAGAUUGAUUUUUUUUCAAACUUUUAUAGAAAUGUGUUCGUGGCUGUGAUACAUAUUUCCAACCGAAAUAGAAGGCAAUAUUUUCCAUGAAUAUUCAUAAAAUCAAUUUUCUGUAUGCAAUAAAGGUAAAAAAUAAGAAUAAAAGAUAAGGAAAAUAAUAAAUGAUAACUGUUUUAUAAGGCAAUAAGAUUAGAUAAGUUGAUAUCAUAACAUUUUUUUCUGGUUGGUUAAUAGGGAAGGAUCAUUUCUCCUACAGAGGAUACAUACAUUUGAUGUGUAUAAGUAAAGGUACUGUCCAAGGUUGUAUGAGAUACAUACCCAGAGAAUAUCUGUGGAGCUGUGAAUUUAGUAUCAGAAAUUCUUGAUACAUCUCGAUACAUAGCCAGAGAAAAUCUAUGUAACUGACUAAACUGUGAAUUUAGUAUCAGAAAUUCUUGAUACAUACCCAGAGAAAAUCUGUCACUGUGAAUUUAGUAUCAGAAAUUCUUGAUACAUACCCAGAGAAAAUCUAUGUAGCUUUAGUAUCGGAUUUCCUUGACAAAUAACGAGAGAAAAUUGAAUUCUCAGCUGGUAUCAAAUAUAAAAGGGACUUGGAUAUCUGAUGAUAUUGACACGGCCUUGCUGUUACAUUGGUAUUGUUAUGACUGGGAAGACUUGUGGGAACAAAUCUUUAACUAUGAAUAAUGAAAUACAAUGUAGUUAUCUUAUUCCUAAUGGUCACCUGAAGUUCAUUUUAUUUUGUUCAUGACUUUCAGUCUGAAGUUAACAUGUCCAUUUUGACCCAAUAGUCUAAACCAAUUCUGGAGGUUCAAGACAUACUCUCAGGUGUCAACUGAAAGCCCUGUUUGUUUUUAAUUCUUAAAUUAUAUUUAAUUUGGUAAAAUGUGAAAGUAAUAAAACAGUAAAAUUUUCUAAA
Molecule: messenger RNA, 2862 nt
Organism: Pecten maximus
Lineage: Eukaryota; Metazoa; Mollusca; Bivalvia; Pectinida; Pectinidae
Product: ubiquitin-fold modifier-conjugating enzyme 1
Exons: 5
Coding region: 53-568 (171 amino acids)
Biological process (GO): protein K69-linked ufmylation
Cellular component (GO): cytoplasm
Molecular function (GO): UFM1 conjugating enzyme activity
Source: RefSeq, a predicted model, not a curated record